AAUAACGGUCGUAGACUCAUCAGAAACGAUAUCUCAGGAUCGCAGCAAGGGGCCUACUGAUGAAAAUGACCCCGAUCUGUUUUUCCCUGACAUCCAUCGACAGCGGGUGGCUGAUAGGUCCACUUCUCACGAUGAUUAAGACCCGUCGAUCUGUUCUGCGUGGCCCCAGACGGCAGAAAAAGAAAGCAAUUAUUGGUUCCCGAGGCCACAUAGUUAUUAGACUAACGGGUAGUAGUCAUGACGUGACGAUCCUUUCAAGACAUAUUCCCAAGGGGGGAUUGCAGAGACUCAAUUUUUUUUGCGGACUGAUAUAUUCAAGAUGCGACUGACCUUUUAACAGCUUUGCUCCUUACUUUCCGGUACCUUGUUUUUGAUGAUGGGCUUUGGCCGUCAUGUCGUUAUCACCAGAGGCCGUUGCUAAAUUACUAGCACAGCCAGCUCUGUCGCCUCCCUCUGGUGUCACGCCAGAUUUUGACAAUCCUCCAAACACUAAUGGCCUAGCAUGGUUUGUGACAACAUUUUGCAUGGUCAUUGCCACCCUGUGUAUUUUUCUUCGGCUCUAUUCGCGAUGUUGGCUUGAUAAAACGCUCCGUCUAGAAGAAGUUUUGAUGAUUGGCGCAUAUGGAGCAUACUGGGGCACGGCUUACGCUGGAUAUGCAUUAAUCUACGCCCCGGGCUAUGGCAUUCACACGUGGAACCUCCAUAAUAAAGAUCUGAUCCGGCCCCUCUAUCUUAUCCUCGUCUACGGCUGCUGUUACUCGUCGACACUUCCCCUGAUCAAGACUGCCAUUCUACUGGACUGGGGUCGGAUCUUCAUGCCCAUUGACAGGAGGAAAAACCUUUUCUGGUGGGGAUGCAUGACCGUCAUAGCCCUACAAUGUCUCUGGGGAAUGCUCUGCAUCAUCCUUCUGAAUGCACAAUGUCGUCCGCACGAGGCGAUCUGGAAAUUCUAUCUUCCCAGCAAAUGCUACUCACUGCCCUCCGUUAUGCUUUCCUCUGCCAGUGUGCAGGUGGUCUCUGACAUUGCCAUGUUUCUGCUCCCACAAAGAAUCAUUUGGAGGUUACAGAUGAACUGGCAGAAAAAGAUUGGUAUCUCGAUUAUCUUUGGAGUUGGUAUACUCGCGUCCGUUGCAGCAUGCUUGCGCCUUGCCCGUACGGUCGAUUUUGCCCGAAUGGCUGACACCAUGUACCUGAUUAGUCCUCUUCUCUUCUGGGCAUGCGCUGAAAUGACUUGUGGCUUUUUUAUUUUCAGCGUACCAUGUCUGUCCAAGAUCAUCAUAGCAUCGGGCAUGCCACGGAAGGUGAAGAGGGCUCUGGGCUUCAGUGGGCAAUCGAAAGGACCUUCGAAUGAAAAUCCCGAUCACUCUCCCGACUACGGAUCGCAUCCUGCCCGCAAGCCCUCCAAUCAUAAGCCUUGGAUGGCUCCGGACAGCACAUAUUCUCGGCUUGAAGAGGGCGGUAUCCAAUUAAAGACUCCUGGAAAGUCGGAAUCCCAAACAACUCUGCACGUCGGACCUCAAUCGCAUGAGCAGCAGCCACCUUUGCACGUGACGUGCACGUCGGACAUUAGUAUUGUUUCUGAGUCUCGCUCCCACGCUGGUAGUGAACGAGACGGCAAGGAUCAUUGGACACGAUAGACAUCACACCUGUUUAUAGCGUUCUAAAAAAGCUUCUGCGACCUUUUUCAAGUGAUUAUCUCCACAACCAGAAUCAUGACACGAGGCCUAAACGGUUCGACAAGCUGUCACGAGCAGCGCGAAUUUUUAAUGUACAGAAUAUCUCAUGUAUAAUAAUGCCAAAGAACGCAAAUAUAGUAGAUCCAUGAAGAAGCUCUCGAGUUUGGAGAUUCUUG
Penicillium brasilianum is the source of this 1852-nucleotide messenger RNA. The record is from the annotation of a GenBank genome assembly. Lineage: Eukaryota; Fungi; Ascomycota; Eurotiomycetes; Eurotiales; Aspergillaceae.